Paramecium sonneborni is the source of this 1338-nucleotide messenger RNA. The record is from the annotation of a GenBank genome assembly. NCBI's taxonomy places the organism in Eukaryota, Ciliophora, Oligohymenophorea, Peniculida, Parameciidae.
AUGCAAGAAAACAGAAAAUAAAAACUAAAAUCUUAAGAUUCUGAAAGAAGCAUGAAGAAUGCUGCAAAUACAAUUACAAAAAUAACGAAUAAAAAAAUACAACAGUUGGCCUUUUUAACAUAAUUUCCAUAAGAGAGAAAAUAUACAAUGGUUGAUAAAGUGAAUAAGCUAAUUGAUUAAACACAAAGCAAAUUGAAGCAUUAACAAAUACCAAAGGAUGUUCAAUUUUAUUAAAGAAAUAUAAAGAAAUUUGAGAAUUUGUCAUCAUUCAUAAAUUCAAAAGGAUUAUUAUCAGCUAAUUUUAGUAUACCUAAAUUAAGGGUAAAGUAGAAAGUAGAUGAUUAAGAAUAAGAAUAUGUAGAUUAUUUACUUGCAAAAAAUUGUAAGAAUUAAACUAAUAUAGAUAAACUGUAAUAGGAGAGACAGAGAAGAAAAAGUAAAUAAGUGAAGGAAAACUAUGAGUAAUGUUGGGAAUUAGAAAAUUCCGAUUGUGACUUAGAAUCUCCAAUAAAUGUAGCGAAAGAAUUAUAAAUGGCUCAUUAAGAUUAGAUAAAAGGAGAAAUAGAAGCAAAAGCAAAAUUAUGGGAAUUAUAAUAAAUUCGUAUGUAUAAAAGGAAAACAAAUAAUAUUGAAUUAAAGAGUUCUUAAAGAACUUCUUAAUAUAAGAUUGAUGAAGAGGAUGAAAUAGUUGAAUAAUCAGAUCAAAUAAAUGCAUAAAAAUAUAAAUAACAAUCAGAUAAAGUGAUUAAAAUGAUUUGGAAUGCAGCUAAGAAAAUUUAUAACAAAAGGGAAGAUUAAAUAAAAAAAGAGAUAUUAAUGCAUUAAAUAGCUAAAAAAUAUAGAUAAAAAUAGAGAGAAAUAGCUAAGGAUUAAAUUAAUAAAAUGUUAAUGAGUAUUAUAAUUAUUAAUUUUUGAGCUGGUUAAAAACAGUAUAUGACUUUUGCUAAAACAACAAGACAUUUACCAGAGAAUGGUGAUUCAAAAUAAAUUACAGAACAUUUUUUUAGUAAAAAAGGGUCUACAGCUCGUAAAUUAUAAGCUCAUUAUUCAUUAUCUCCUACAAGUUAAUAGGAAGAUAUUAAAACUAAUAGAAAAAUAUCUUUAAUUAAUUCGAGAUUGCAUGACAUUGUUCAUCAAAUUGAUAAGAUACCUGUAGGAGAUCAAGCUCAAACAUUAAAAAAAAUGUAAAGUGAAUAAAUAUUUUAUUAAACAUUGAGAGAAACUCUAUAACCAGAUUAAAUCAAAGAUACAUUAAAAGGUCUAUUUCUACCAACAGAUCAUUUAUAUAAAAAGCCUUUACAAUAUAACAAGAAACACUUUUAAAAUUAAAUCUUAUGA